Molecule: messenger RNA, 282 nt
Organism: Lodderomyces pseudojiufengensis
Lineage: Eukaryota; Fungi; Ascomycota; Pichiomycetes; Serinales; Debaryomycetaceae
Exons: 2
Coding region: 1-282 (93 amino acids)
Source: RefSeq, a predicted model, not a curated record
AUGUUUGCGGGAUCUUUAGUAGUUGUUACAACAAAAUCAACAUCAUCACCUAACAAUAAUUCUUUAUAUGCUACAUUAGAUUCAAAUGGUAAUCCAACUUCGACAACAUCCGGAAGUAGUACACAACAAAAUUUAGCUGCUGCUGCAUUAAAUACUCAAACUAAUCAAUCUGGUAUUUCUGUAGAUAAAUAUAUUGAUAGUGAUCCAAAUGUUCAAGCUCAUGAUCAUACUCAAUUACCAAGCAAUUAUAUACAACUGCAUCAAAAUUGUUUUAGGCAAUGA